AGUCACUUUUGACAACAUGUUCGCAGAGGAGGAACGUGAUAUCCUGAUUGAAGCAAGCAUCCCAGCUGUGGAGAAGCCCAUGCCAAUCCACAAAAUUCUCCAAGUCACUGUCUCAUACUUUGAUCCAAUCUCCCAUGAGUCCGUGGAACAGGGUCCAAUAGUUUUGUCCAUUAAAAGGACGCAAGGAACUCAAAUGACGAGUCCAGAUACCGAAGUGGAAGUUACAAGGGCUAUCUUCAAUGCUACUCAGGUAAUUGCAGACGCCCUUGUGCAGAAAGAACGUGGCCAGACGGGAUUGGCUACAGCAGCAUUAGAUACUCUCUUGGAGUCUAUACCGGAAAGCGCUGUGCAGCAUCCAAGGAUGGAGCAACUGAUCCCAGACGUUCGUGAUGUGAGACAGGAGCUGGCCAAAGCGAAG
Messenger RNA from Ostreobium quekettii, 418 nucleotides. The record is from the annotation of a GenBank genome assembly. NCBI's taxonomy places the organism in Eukaryota, Viridiplantae, Chlorophyta, Ulvophyceae, Bryopsidales, Ostreobiaceae.